Molecule: messenger RNA, 1474 nt
Organism: Phalaenopsis equestris
Lineage: Eukaryota; Viridiplantae; Streptophyta; Magnoliopsida; Asparagales; Orchidaceae
Biological process (GO): lipid catabolic process
Source: RefSeq, a predicted model, not a curated record
CUCACCAGCGCCACCGCCGACAAUGUCGGUGGUGUGCGGUUUUGAAUGCUUUCUUUGCCUUGGAUUCACGCGCUGGUUAUGGAAGCGCCUCCGCUACGUUGGCUCCAACGACUCCGACUCAUGGCCUCUCGCCGGCGAGGAUUUCCGUCCUAUCCCCCGCAUCUGCCGCACCGUCCUCGCUGCCUACGAAGAGGAUAUUUCUCAUCCACAUUACGCUCCUCCCGCCGGGUAUGGAAUGAAACUGGAAUGGCUCGUCAAGCGCGUCCCCGACAAAGAAACGGAGAAUCAGUGCCCGCCCUACCUAAUCUACGCCGAUCGCGAGCACCACGAGAUCAUCCUUGUCAUUCGCGGCCUCAAUCUAGUCCGCAAUAGCGAUUACAGAGUCCUCCUAAACAAUCAUCUCGGUAUGCAAAUGUUCGACGGAGGAUAUGUCCACCACGGCCUGCUCAAGGCCGCCGCAUUUGUGCUCAAUCGGGAGUCGGAGAUGCUGCGAAAAUUGAUUGGAGAGGGAGGUUCGGAUUAUAAGUUGGUAUUUGCUGGGAAUUCUCUGGGCUCCGGCGUGGCGGCGCUAAUGACGGUUAUCGUGGUUAACCAUCGGGAUCAGUUCGGUGGAAUCCCUAGGAGUCAGAUCCGGUGUUAUUCGAUCGCGCCAGCAAGGUGUAUGUCGUUGAAUCUUGCGGUUAAGUACGCGGAUGUAAUCAAUUCUGUUAUUCUUCAGGAUGAUUUCCUACCAAGGACUCCUACUCCAUUAGAGCAUAUUUUUGGAUCCAUCUUCUGCUUGCCAUGCUUGUUAAUUUUUCACUGCAUCAGAGACACCGUUGUACCGGAAAGCCGAAAGCUUAGGGACCCAAGAAGGCUUUAUGCGCCUGGUCGAAUGUAUCACAUUGUUGAGAGAAAAAUUCUCAGAUGGGGAAGAUUCCCGCCUGAGGUGAGGACUGCUAUUCCAGUUGAAGGAAGGUUUGAGCACAUUGUCCUGUCAUGUAAUAGCACAUCUGAUCAUUCAAUUGUGUGGAUAGAACGAGAAGCACAGAAGAUUCUAGAUAUGAUGAAGGAAAGGGAUGAGAUGGCAACUGCUCCCACUCAACAGAAAAUGGAAAGAAAGCAAACCUUAGAGAAGGAACACAGGGAUGCACUGGAAAGAGCAGUCACCCUGCGAGUGCCUCAUGCAACCUCACCAUCAGAACCAAAACCAGAUGUGAUCAGCUCUGCACUUUCAGAGAACAAGAAUCAAAAAGCUCAUGCCGAAAACGAUUCUAAGUCCAGUGGGACGAUAAAUUGGGUUGAUCUGGUUGACAAGCUCUUCACUCGGAAUAAACCUGGCAGCAGCCACUUCCUGAAGACGGACAUGAGCGUGAUUUGAAAUGUUGCGGCUACGUUAUUCGCCAUACAUAUGGUAUUUAUAGAAUUCAUUAUUCUUUUGUAACUAUAUCAUAAAUCAAGCCACAUUUUUUUAAAGAGCAACGAUGACCUAUUG